CGCUCCAGAAGGUGGGGUUACCUACCGCAGAAAGUUGAAGAGCAACAUCACUACUGGAGUACGGUUGCAGAUCAACAUCACUGUUGCUUCGGUUUAACAGGGCAGGUCGACACUUUUGAACCCAUUGUCAAAAGGCUACACUUUCCAACGAGCAGGUGUCUGUCUACAAUUCGGCUAUACAUCUUCCACAUCAAGAUGUUGGCGUGCACAAAGAUGAUCACUAUGUGCCUUCAGUCGGCGAAAAAUAAGCAUAUUCGCUCUCAGCAGGAACAACCGCAGCCACUGCAUAGCCCUGUUAAUGGACUUCCAAUUUUCAAAGAUAUUUUCUGCCGCGCUGACAAAAACGAUGAUGGAAAACUGUCGUUUGAUGAGUUCAAUGCUUAUUUCGCAGACGGGAUUCUCACCACUGAGGAGUUGCAGGAGCUCUUCUACUCCAUAGAUGGGCGGCAGAAUAACAACCUAGAUACCGACAAACUAUCAGAUGACUUUGCUCAACACUUGGGGGGAUAUGUGAAUGUCCUCUCUGCUCUGGAGAUCCUAAAUGUUGCCAUCUUGGAGGCUAUGAACAAAACUAAAAAGGAGUACCAGGACUCCUCUGUGCUGGGACAGUUUGUGACCCGCUUCAUGCUGAGGGAGACCUCCAGCCAGCUGCUCUCUCUCCAAAUGUCCCUGCAGUGUGCCAUGGAGGCCGUGGAAGAGCAGAGCAGGCCCGCACCGAGAGCGGUGGAGGUGGUGGAGCAUCCCUCAGCGCAGAGAAACAGCAGACGAUGUGGCCGCAAGUUUCAGAAGAACAUGUGCCUCUCCGCUACCCACCCCUACUCAGGCAUCCUCACUACAGGAGUGACCAUGGAGAUUGAUGACCACUGGUGCUCCCAGAUCAACAGGCUCCAGCAGCUAUUGGACAAGCUGGAGAGGCAGGGUCCAAAGUUGGAACCUCUGAAAGAAGAUACGCUGGCCAGUACAUACAAAUCUAACAUCCUGCUGGUGCAGACGCAGAUGACGGCAACGGAGGACCUCGAGGAGUUCCAGAAGCUGCUCAAGAGCUAUGUGGAUGCCACGUCUAACCACAGCGACAACUUGCAUGUGUCUAUCCAGAAGCUCGAGGGACAGUCGUGCUACAUAAUGUAUGAGUUUUGGCAGGAUCGUAUCUCCUGGAUGAGCCACCUGCAGUCCAAUGCCAGUAAGAAAUUCCAGCACUGUGUCAUUGAUACAUUGGAGGAUUCCGAGCUUGUGUCUACCAUGCUGCUCCCAGCAUCCUGGUGGAUUAUGACUGACUAACUAGCAGCAGACCAUGUAUCCCGCCCCCACAUACACACAACACAACCUCAAGACAAGAAAUUCAACAUUUCAUCCAAGUGUUUCGGUUCAAAGCUACCGGACACGGAACACUGCAUUAAAACAGCAUCUUGCGGCAUCUUUCUUAUGUACCAGUCAAAAGUUUGCACACACCUACUCAUUCAAGGGUUUUUCUUUGUUUUGACUAUUAUCUACACUGAAUAAUUAUAGUGAAGACAUCAAAACUAUGAAUAACACAUAUGGAAUCAUGUAGUAACCAAAAAAGUGUUAAACAAAUCAAAAUAUAUUUUAGAUUUUAGAAUCUUCAAAGUAGCCACCCUUUGCCUUGAUGACAGCUUUGCACACUCGUGGCUACCUAAUGAAGCUGGUUGAGAGAAUGCCAAGAGUGUACAAAGCUGUCAUCAAGGCAAAGGGUGGCUACUUUCAAGAAACUAAAAUGUAACAUAUAUUUUGAUUUGUUUAACACUUUUUUGGUUACUACAUGAUUCCAUUUGUGUUAUUUCGUAGUUUUAAUGUCUUCACUAUUAUUCUACAAUGUAGAAAAUAGUACAAAUAAAGAAAAAGCCUUGAAUGAGUAGGUGUGUCCAAACUUUGGACUGGUACUUUAUAUACAUCAUAUUUUUCUCUUUAAUCCUACUAGUCACCUAGAAAUGUUAAGAAGUUGGCUUCAGCUAGCCGAGGUAGGUUCCCAAUCUCCCAAACUCAUAACUACGGUAGCUACCAAGGAGCUGGACAAGCUAGCUACUCUAUCUUAACUGGCAUGCCUGCUGGCAAGGUUGGUAGACUUUAAAAAAGCAUGCAAUUACUAAAUGUGCUGAAUAAGACUCAGAUUCCUUUCAAUCUUUUACCCAUAUUUUAGAAGUGAUACAGAGAAGCAUAUUUAGUUUCUUUAAAAAAAAAUAGCCACCAGUUAAGGAGGUACAGACAGCAUUAGGCAUAACGAUUAUGGCUCUAGAUUGCACAAAAAGCUGUUUCAGGUGUUUGAAAAAUGCAAAAUUCUCCAACCCCCAGCCAUGCUCAAGGUGAAUGGCGCCCCUGCCAUCGACUAAGACUGGUCAUUACCGUAAUGUGCUGUUUGUUUGAAAAAAAGGGGCAAAGAAAAAGCAGCAGACAUGAAAGUGAUUCGCAAAAGCCAAUGGCGAUUCUUUUUUAAAGCUAGAAUUCAUCACAUGGCUUGAAUCAAAAGACACUCUAGUUUAGUCAUAGUGCAUUUCAACAGCAUGAAGAUAUUCUAUAGUUACUGCAAUAUGAUGCAUGCUUUUUAAUGACUUGCUAGAUUUAACUUACUUAUUCUUCAGUAUAAUUGAAGAGAACAACUGGGGCUAGCAGUUUAAAAUGCAUGCAGACCAACGUUUCACAGAGUCUCUGAAAUGUGUCACUUUGCAUUUUCGCUGCAUAGCCUGAAGAGAAUGUCUUUCCAUAGAUAGGAACCAAUCUGUGAUGUUGUGUUAUGAAUGCUGAAUGGUUCCUACUGUUGGGUGGCGGAGGUAUUGAUGUUGCACCCCUCUGAUUUGAGUGGUGGAGGUAUUUAUGUUCCACCCUGCCACGCAAUCUUUUUAUAGUUACGUUUUCUCGUGGUAAUGUUUGUUUGAGUUACGUUGCCCGUCUUUUUAAAGGAGUUUGUCCCAGAUAUUUUACCUGUUUAAAGAAUGUAUGUAUCAACAUAGAUAUAUCGUAGUAAUUCAUUUUCCCCCAAUUUUUCCAUAGUUGAAUUUAUUUAAUUUGGAAGAUAAUAAUAAUAAGCGAAUCAGGCAUAUUCAUGUGUAUAUGGAUGUGUUGUCAUUGUGCUUUUGUUGUUAAUUAAGUAUCUUUUUCAUGUAGAAAUUCAAUAUGUUAAUUUUAAUAAAAGUCCAUGGCCAGUCA
Messenger RNA from Oncorhynchus kisutch (coho salmon), 3159 nucleotides. Its product is annotated as N-terminal EF-hand calcium-binding protein 1-like. The record is from RefSeq and is a predicted model, not a curated record. Gene Ontology annotation, biological process: regulation of amyloid precursor protein biosynthetic process. NCBI's taxonomy places the organism in Eukaryota, Metazoa, Chordata, Actinopteri, Salmoniformes, Salmonidae. Gene Ontology annotation, molecular function: calcium ion binding. Gene Ontology annotation, cellular component: endoplasmic reticulum; cytoplasm; Golgi cis cisterna. The transcript is spliced from 13 exons. Bases 196 to 1278 code for a protein of 360 amino acids.